Molecule: messenger RNA, 1199 nt
Organism: Adelges cooleyi (spruce gall adelgid)
Lineage: Eukaryota; Metazoa; Arthropoda; Insecta; Hemiptera; Adelgidae
Gene: crim
Exons: 4
Coding region: 128-613 (161 amino acids)
Biological process (GO): regulation of synaptic transmission, cholinergic; positive regulation of voltage-gated potassium channel activity; sleep
Source: RefSeq, a predicted model, not a curated record
AAUAAUAUUAUGAAUCAUGGAUAUCUUGUUAGUUUUUGAACUUCGAGAAUUCCUUUAAUUUAAUACUUAGAUUUUUAUUCUUUUGAUAUUUGUUUUUACUAGAAGAUUUCAAAUAAUCGUACACAGAAUGAGUAAAAUAAGCGUAUUAUUUUCAACAAUUUUUUUGUCAGCAAUGAUAUUACAAGCUCAGUCUUAUCUACUGUGUUAUGAUUGCGUGUCGACACACCCAGGUUGUGGUACUCCGUUUAAAUGGCUAUGGUACAGAACUGUUUCGUGUCCAGAAGAAGACGAUAUUUGUGUUAAAAUUAUUGAAAGAAAUGGAGCCGACGAAGUUAUCACACGAGGGUGUUUGAGUUCAAUGAAAGGUUUUAGGACAGAUAUUCCUGCUGAUAAAUACGAAGGAUGCAGAAAGGGUGCUAUGGACAUAAAACUCGGUCAUUAUGUAAAUAAUUCUAUUCCUGAAUUGGACAUUAAACGUGACCAUUUUUCUUCGACUACAUGGUGCUUUUGUUAUUUCGAUCACUGGUGCAAUUCGGCCAACCUCUCGGCAUCGUCUCAUCUUUUAAUUGUUCUUAUAAGUAUAUUCUUUUUUAUCAGACACAUUGAACAAUGAUAAAAUAUUUUAUUAAUGACCUAAAAUUAUCACCAAAGUAUGUGCAUCCUUAAUUCUUAGUAUAUGUAAUGACCUUAAUUUUUUUGAUCUGAUUAAUAUAAUGUAUAUUAAGUGAUAUCUGGUUCCCUUAUUAUAAUUCAAAAAACUACAUAUUAUCUGAGUUCUAAAUACUAAUUAUCAUAUUUAUAAUAAUAAUGUUUCAUUGGAAAAAUGUACUUACUUUUUUUCGUAUAUGAAAAUAUAUUCUCAAGUUUUUUAGUUAUUAUACCUAUUAAGUAUUAAAUUGCUUGUUAUUCAUCAAAUUAUAUGUCAAUUGAAUUAUUUAAUGUAAGGCUGUUCACAAUGAAAGCACCAAUUUUUUAUCUAUACCAUUUGUCUUACCAAUUAUGAUAUAGUUAUUUAUGAAUUGUUAUUGUAAGGUUAUGCUACGUAAGACUGUAUUUUAUUUAGAUCUAACAUCAAUAACUUGAAUCCGUCCAAUUUUUGCAUUAUAUUAUUUUUUACAAUAUUUUUAUGUAUAACGUUUUAACAGUUACGUUAAAUAAAAUUGUAUGAAAUAAGAAUAUAUUAUUUAUAUAUUUACAAA